GUCAACGGUGUCGAGUCUCAGACAUUGCGACCGACUGUAGCGCCUCCGAAGCGCGAGCCAGAAUCUCAGCGACCUCCGGCUCCUCUUCCACCAGAUCGUCUGGAACCUGAACACCACCCCUUUAGUCAAAUCCCACUUCCUCCCCCCUCCUCAUCCUCCACGGAAUCGCAAUGGUGCAGAUGCAGCUGAGUCUCCUCUGAAGCAUCGCUCGACGAAUGGAGUGGGCCACGUCAUUAAGAGUUUGUGGGACAGAAAACGAGACAACGAUACAGGCCCAGCACCAUCUAUGGUCCAACCUGCAGCCGGGCCUUCAAAACUGACUACCGCUGCCGUUCCUUCGGGUCUCACGUCCUCUGUUGAAUUACCGCAUGGACAGCCGGUCGUUCUACCUGCUUCCCAACCAAAGCGCAAGGAAAAUGUACGUUUAUCAAGCGCACCGUCGUUAGCUCAAAUUUCCACUGGAUCUGCUUCGAGUACAAUAAUUACUGCCCAACAAUCGCGGGUUCCAUCAAAGGAAGAGUACGCCCCCACUGCAGAUGCUAACUCAAUUGUUCCACAACAAGAAAAUAUUUCUGCUCCAGCCCCUCGCAGAUCAACCAUGCAACCCCUUUUCACACCAAAUUCACCGUUCCUAACUUUCAAUACAGACAAGGGCAAAGGGAAAGAGAAGCAGCGUGAUGUCGAGCCUUCGGUAACACAUGGCCAACGUCUGCUCAAUCAUACACAAAAGCGACACCGGAGAAAGACAGUUGGUGGUUAUGACCUGCCUCGCGUGGACCUUCGCACUCUAUCAGCGGUGUCAACUUCCAAAAUCACUCGUUCCAGAGGCAGUGGUUCAGCAUCUCACUUACCUCACCGUUAUUCCCUCCCUGUCCAUUCCACACCAUCGGCCGUCCCAGUUGACCUCUCCGGCUACAUUGUCACACCUGGUCCUGCAAUUCUACCAGAUCCACUUGCCUUCAUAACACCCGCUGACGUACCCCUGUCCGCCUCUGUCGGAUUCAGAUCCUUAAUAUCACGCAUCGCUGCCGCGCAUGGUUACUCGCCAGAUGUCGUGCUCGAGGUUUACAAGCGCGUCGAAAGCUUGGAGGAGACUGAGAAGUGUGUAAGGGGCAUGCGAGAUGCUUCAGAGAAGUGGAUCGAAGCAGCACUCGAGCAGAGGGAGCGGGAAGCGCGUAGAGCUAGGAGAGCCUCUAGUGGCAAGGAGAAUGGGAGAGAGAGCAGUGAGAGCGAUGAGAGUGAUGACGAAGCGCCUCGUGUCUCUCGUCAUCGAACUUCCUUGCGGCAAGCUUUACCUGAGCAACGGUUGCCGAAUGGGCUGCAGGUGCGCCAUGAACCUGGGUUACAUGGGUCGGAAUACGUACCUCAAUCUACGACACGGACGGCGCUGAAGAAGCGAACGUCGAUGGGCGGUGGUGGCAGUCUGAGUGCCAGCUGGAGGGCAGGUGCGAAUGGGCAUUACAGACCUAACCAGGCGGAGGAUGAGGUCCCAGAGGUUUAUGUUGACGAUAGUGAAGGGGGUGAUGAUGAAGCCGCAUCGGGAGAAGAAGAUGAAGAAAGCAGCGACGAUGUAAUACGAGCAGAAGAGGAGAGUGUUGUUGAGAGGCUAGUUUCUGAACCGCCAUCAGAGGAUCUUCAGGAGCAGGAUGUGGUGGCAUCUCAUCCCGAGUACGACGCUGAAAAUGAACUCGAGCUUGUGUCCAACAAUGAAGAACAGCUCGACAAGGACGACUGGCAUCACGAGUUCUCACGAGCGCAUCCUCAUGCUAUACGUAUCAAGCACGAAAGCACGUCACCACCCUCACUUUACAGGCCGCAUGGGGAUUCUGCACAGAAUGGGGAAGAGGUAUUGAAUGGUGCUCUGUCGGGCAUUUGCCGCACACACUCAGUGUCUCCGCCUUGGAACGCGGAUGAGGGCAAACACCCCCUUUCCGGGACCCGGGAGAUGCGCCAAAUGCUUGAGAGGCAAUGGGGGAAGGGAGGCAUGAAAAAAAGGGUCGCGCAGCUGCUGCGAUAACAUUAGGGUUCAGCGCAUGAACAAGUCUCACUGGC
Messenger RNA from Suillus clintonianus, 2052 nucleotides. RefSeq lists its product as uncharacterized. The transcript is spliced from 2 exons. NCBI's taxonomy places the organism in Eukaryota, Fungi, Basidiomycota, Agaricomycetes, Boletales, Suillaceae. Bases 287 to 2017 code for a protein of 576 amino acids. The record is from RefSeq and is a predicted model, not a curated record.